UAUUUUAGAAUGAGUUUCUUCUCUCAUCACUCAACAGGUGAUGAAAGCGUCCAAUGAGAUUUCGUUGCUGAGGCUGAGGAACCCUUGGGGUUUUAUCGAGUAUCGCGGACCCUGGAGUGACAAGAGUAAGGAGUGGGAUGACGUGGUCAAAGAGGAGAAAGAAAGGAUUGAGCUGAAGAAGAAAGAAGAUGGAGAGUUCUGGAUCAGUGUCGAGGACUUCCACAACCAGUUUGACAUCGUGGAGCUCUGCAGUCUGAAUCCUGACAAUCUUGAGGAGGGAAUCACAGCCUCCCCUUCCUCUCCUGCCUCCCCGUCUAUCUGGAACAUCACUGAACAUGAAGGAUUCUGGGUAACGGGAAGUACUGCUGGUGGCAGCCGCAGAUACAACCGAUCCUUCUGGAAAAAUCCUCAGUACCAGUUGGUUCUGACGGAGCAGGACCAGCCACAGUUGGAGGAUGAUGAUGAUGAUGACGAAGAUGACGACGAUGAUGAGCCGAUGACCGCAGAGGAGAAGCAGAGAGCAGAGAAACAGAAGCAGAAAGCAAAAAAGUGCACCGUGCUGGUGGAGAUGCUGCAGAAAGACCGCAGGCAGAAGAAUAAACUCAACUUCCUCCACAUUGCUUUCCACAUCUAUCAGGUUCCAACUGAGCUCCAGGGUGCGUGUUUGAGCCGCCACUUCUUCAUGACCACUCGCCCCGUGGGUCGCUCUGGAAAAUAUAUGGCUCAGAGGGGAACGUGGAGGAAGAUGCAUCUGGACCCGGGGAACUACAUCAUCGUGCCGUCUACCUACCGACCCAACCAGCCCGGAGAGUUCUAUGUCCGCAUUUUUGCCAAGACCGGAAACACUUUGGGGACUCAGGACUUCACUUGCUCCUCUGGGUUCCUCCCGGUAAUGGCUACCCCGGUCUCUCCAGAGGAUCAAUUGAAAGUUCUGAAAACUUUUGAUGAGGAUGCCGGCCCUGAUGACAGACUGAAUGCCAAGGAGCUCAUGAAGCUGUUCAACACAGCUCUUGAGAAAGAUUACCAUCUGCCACUGGAGACAUGCCGACAGCUCAUCUUUGGAGAGGAUACUAAAGGGCGCUCCAGUCUCACCCGUAAACAAACAGAAACCCUGCUGUCCAGUCUGCGACAUAUGCAGUCCAUCUUUUUCCAGUUUGAUGAGGACUCUUCUGGGACCAUGAGCCCCUUUGAACUCAGCACAGCGCUGCAAGCUGUUGGAAUGCAGUGUGAUAGCAAGGUGGUUGAGCUGCUGUCUGAGCGCUUUGCAUCAGGAGAACUUCACAUGCCCUUCCACAGCUAUGUGUCAUGUGUCACCAGGAUGCAGAAGCUUUUUGCGCUGUAUGAAUCAGAAACCAGUCAGGAGGUGAAAGACAGAGGUAUCAACUCUUGGCUGCUUCAGUUCCUGACAGUGUGAAGACGCUUUGUGAUGAGGGUCUCUAUCUUACACCCAGCUGAACACAGCAUGCCGUUGAUUAUUAAACAACGAAGACAAAUAUAAAGUGUAUUUAAAACCUUAUUCCAAAGCAACAGCGGUGGCUUAGUUCACGCGUUGCUCAGCCAUUGUUUUAUUCUUUAUGAUUCAUGUACCUUUCGUUAUACUUAUGGAUAUGGCCUGAUAUAGGUUAAAGGUCAGCUUCAUUGUCAUUAUACAAUACAGGAUUGCACAUUCAAAUGCAGUUGCUGCCCAGAACACUACCCACAAAGGAAAGGUAAGGAUUUGGAUAAAUAGGAGGUAUAAUAAUUGAAUAUUAAUCAAUAAUAUAACAACUUUAAUAUAUAAAGUAUACAAAAUGUACGAGGAAGAUGCCCUUACACAUACACAUAAACACAAUGUAUACAAUAUAAUAUGCAGAGUAUGCAUGAGUAUCAUUUAAUUGUUAUGUAAUACAAUUAUAUUACUUCACAUUGUAAUGAAAUCGAUAUCAUCAUUAAAGAUGUGUUUAAAGGUG
Molecule: messenger RNA, 1949 nt
Organism: Notothenia coriiceps (black rockcod)
Lineage: Eukaryota; Metazoa; Chordata; Actinopteri; Perciformes; Nototheniidae
Gene: capn12
Product: calpain 12
Exons: 16
Coding region: 41-1414 (457 amino acids)
Biological process (GO): proteolysis; negative regulation of apoptotic process
Cellular component (GO): cytoplasm
Molecular function (GO): calcium-dependent cysteine-type endopeptidase activity; calcium ion binding
Source: RefSeq, a predicted model, not a curated record